Fulmarus glacialis (Northern fulmar) is the source of this 2194-nucleotide messenger RNA. It is a transcript of the gene RIC8A, whose product is annotated as RIC8 guanine nucleotide exchange factor A. Gene Ontology annotation, cellular component: cytoplasm; plasma membrane. Gene Ontology annotation, biological process: G protein-coupled receptor signaling pathway. Lineage: Eukaryota; Metazoa; Chordata; Aves; Procellariiformes; Procellariidae. Gene Ontology annotation, molecular function: guanyl-nucleotide exchange factor activity; G-protein alpha-subunit binding. The record is from RefSeq and is a predicted model, not a curated record.
UGGUUUUACUCGGGUUAUCCAUCUGCUCUGCUUUUAUGGCUGCAACAGCGUGAGCAAUCUCACUUGGGUUUUUUUGUGUUUUGUUUUUUUCCCUCCUUCCUUUCCCCACCCCUUUCUCUCUCCCUGUCAGAUAUCUGUGUAUCCAGGUCCUUUUGCAUCACUGUUAUCCAGGAGCCCUGGAAGCCCCCUCAGUCCCAUUCCUUCCAGUUUCACCUCCUGCUGUAGCUGAGCUGUUGAGACAAUGGAGCUCAGGACUGUGGUAGCCACCGUGGAAAGCGGGGAGCAAGACACAGUUCUCAAGGUGCUUCAGAUCUACAACCAGGAGAAAUCUCAGUGCUUCACCUUUGACGAUGAGGAGCGGGAAGAGAGGAAGAAAAUGGCCCAGCUGCUGAUCAAGUUCCUGGAAAGAGAGCUGCAGCCAUCCUGCCAGGUCACGUGUUUGGAAAGCAUCCGCAUCCUGUCCCGGGACAAAUACUGCCUUGACCCUUUCACCACCAAGGAAGGCCUGAAGACCCUCUCCAGGCAUGCUGGCAUUGAUUACUCAGAGGAGCUCAUCCGGGAGGUCCCAGACUUGGAUGUAAUCCUGGAAUCCCUCAAAUGUCUCUGCAACAUUGUCUUCAGCAGCCCUAGGGCACAGGAGCUGACAGCUGAAGCCCGGCUGGUGGUGGGCCUGGCCAAGCGCAUCAAACUGUACAAUGAGAGGAGCCUUCCUCAUGAAGUCAAGUUCUUUGACCUGCGUCUCCUGUUCCUGCUGCCAGCGCUGCUGACAGCGCUGAGAGUGGACAUCCGGCAGCAGCUAGCCCAAGAGCUCAGGGGCGUUAGCCUGAUGGCAGAUACCCUGGAGCUGACCCUUGGUGUAAAGUGGUUGGACCCCUACGAAGUUGCCACCGAGGAGGGACUUCUCCCACCUUUGCCUCGGCAAGAGACAGAGCGAGCCAUGGAGAUCCUGAAAGUUCUCUUCAAUAUCACCUUUGAUUCCAGCAAGAGGGAGGUGGACGAGGAAGAUGCUGCUUUGUACCGGCACUUGGGUGCCCUCCUGCGCCACUGCCUCAUGAUCUCUGCUGAUGGAGAAGACCGGACAGAGGAGUUCCACAGUCAUACGGUUAACCUUUUGGGCAAUCUGCCCCUGAAAUGUCUGGACGUCCUUCUGACCCCGAAAGUCCGGCCAGGCUCGCUUGAGUACAUGGGUGUCAACAUGGAUGCCGUCAGCAUCCUGCUGGAUUUUCUAGAGCGACGCCUUGACAGGGGACACAAGCUGAAGGAGAGUUUGACCCCUGUGCUGAACCUGCUGACUGAGAGCGCCCGAGUCCACCGCCAGACGAGGAAGUUCCUGAAGGCAAAGGUGUUGCCGCCGCUCCGGGAUGUGAGGAAUCGGCCGGAGGUGGGGAACUCGCUGCGGAACAAGCUGGUGCGUUUGAUGACCCACAUCGACACCGACGUGAAGCACUGCGCGGCAGAGUUCCUCUUCGUGCUCUGCAAGGAGAGCGUGUCGCGGUUUGUGAAGUACACGGGCUACGGGAAUGCAGCUGGGCUCCUCGCAGCACGAGGCCUCAUGGCUGGUGGUCGGGAAGAGGGAGAGUACUCAGAAGACGAAGACACAGACACUGAGGAGUACAAAGAGGCAAAGCCCAACAUUAACCCUGUGACGGGACGCGUUGAGGAGAAACUACCCAACCCCAUGGAAGGGAUGACUGAAGAGCAGAAGGAAUACGAAGCCAUGAAGUUAGUCAACAUGUUUGACAAAUUGUCCAGAGAGCAAGUCAUCCAGCCCAUGGGCAUCACGCCGAGCGGCAACCUGGCCCCCAUGGAGAAUGCCAUCCGCGAUAUGGCUGAUGAGAGGUCGUCGUCCGACUCAGACCUGGGGCUGGACUGAUCCAGACCUCUCGCCCCAGCCUCGGAGAGCUGGGCAGCCUCCACCCGCUCUCCCUCCAGAACUGGUGCUGCACCCAGAGGCUAGUACUGGGCCAGGACUCUGCCUGUGGGAUCUGGAUCCAGCCUGGACCCCUCAGUCCACAACAAGGAACACCUCCUGCCUCCUUUCCAGCUCCAUAGCCACCUCUCCUUCCAGAGGGUCUUCGUGGCCUGGCUCCACCUUGGUCUCUCCUGUCAGCAGCCUUGAGGAUUUCAGACUCCAAAUUGCUUCCAGGACUUUCCAGUAGGAUUUUUUUUUUUUUUAAAUAUGUGAUGUUUGGGA